AUGUCAGCUAACCAGCCAACCUCGAACGGGCUGUUCGCGGGAUUGGAGUACGUCAACUAUGCUGGUUCAAUCUACCCAGGCAUCCAGGUGCAUCAGUGGAACGUUCAGAUGAAAGACGUCGAGCGUUGGCGAUAUCUCAUUCAUAUUGCUUCCAUCUUCUUCGGCCUCGUCAUGCUGUUCCUCAAGGUCGCCAUCCUCGUCGACUGGCUGCGCAUCUUUGUGCCCAUGAGCCAGCGCAAUGCCAUAUUCUGGAUAAUCCACGCCUUGAUCUGGAGCAACAAGAUCUGGGAUCCUUUUUUUGAAGGCGGUGUGUGUCAUAUCGAUGAUAACAACUCCGGCUCCUUCGCAUCCGCCAUUCUCAACCUGGCUUCCGACAUAGGCAUCCUCGCUUUGCCGCAAUGGGUUAUCUGGAACCUGCACAUGACAACGGCUAAAAGGAUCGGAGUUUCAUUACUGUUCGUCAUUGGGAUAUUUGCUGUUGGCUGCGGGGUUGCGCGUUUCGUGUACCUCCUGAAGAUACUUGACUCUUCCGAUGAGGUCUACUACUUGAGUCUUGUAGGUCUCUGGAACCUUGGCGAGGUCGCGGCAGGCUUCCUGAUCAUAGCGGGCGUUUCGCACAGCUCCAUGCUGAUGCUCCGCGAGUAUUGCGAGCUGCCCAAGAUAGACCUGCGGUCCAUCAGCUUGAGUUGCACGUCCAGAGCACUAGAUGACCUUCUGGACGCACCUGGUGACGAGAGCCAUAAACAUCUACCGCAGCCCAAGAAUCUGGCGCUGUGUAGAGCGGAGGGCAUCCACAUCAACGCGCACUAG
Molecule: messenger RNA, 810 nt
Organism: Anthostomella pinea
Lineage: Eukaryota; Fungi; Ascomycota; Sordariomycetes; Xylariales; Xylariaceae
Source: the annotation of a GenBank genome assembly